CUUGCUUCUGCACAAAGGUCUCAAGUUUGUUUCUCACCCACGGAUCUGAAGGACGCCGUCCACUUGCUGCUCUAAAUGAAAAUGUAUGACUCGACUCGUGCAAGAAAGAAAAAAAAUAAAAAGCCACAGUGAAAAUCCAUGGCCUCAGAGUAGGUCAGGCACUGGAAAAGCUCAGCCUCCUGGGCGCAUAACAAAUGCAGACUUCAUCGUCGAGAACUUCAGUGAAGCUGUAAACAGGCUCCGGGAGCCAGGUGCUAGCCUGACCCUCUGAGAAGCAAAACUCCAAGACAGAGUUAAAGACAUUGUGUACCUUGGUGUGAAAUCAAAGACACCCAUUAAGGACAGCAAGCUUUAACCACAGGUUCCAUUAUGGGUCGACUUGAUGGGAAGGUCAUCGUCCUGACAGCUGCUGCUCAGGGGAUUGGCCGGGCAGCUGCCUUAGCUUUUGCAAGAGAAGGUGCCAAAGUCAUUGCCACCGAUAUCAAUGAGUCCAAACUUCAGGAACUGGAAAAGUACCCCGGUAUUCAAACUCGGACCCUUGAUGUCACAAAGAAGAAACAAAUUGAUCAGUUUGCCAAUGAAAUUGAGAGACUUGAUGUUCUCUUUAAUGUUGCUGGUUUUGUCCAUCAUGGAACUAUCCUGGACUGCGAGGAGAAAGACUGGGAUUUCUCAAUGAAUCUCAAUAUCCGCAGCAUGUACUUGAUGAUCAAGGCGUUUCUUCCUAAGAUGCUUGCACAGAAAUCUGGCAACAUAAUCAACAUGUCAUCUGUGGCUUCUAGCAUCAAAGGAGUUGAGAACAGAUGUGUGUACAGUACAACCAAGGCAGCUGUGAUUGGCCUCACAAAGUCCUUGGCCACAGACUUCAUCCAGCAGGGGAUCAGGUGCAACUGCGUGUGUCCAGCAACGAUUGAUACCCCAUCCCUGCGAGAAAGAAUACAAGCCAGACCAAAUCCCGAAGAGGCACUGAACUACUUCCUGAAGCGACAGAAAACUGGAAGAUUUGCAACCGCAGAAGAAAUAGCCCUGCUCUGUGUGUAUUUGGCUUCCGAUGAAUCUGCCUACAUAACAGGUAAUCCUGUCAUCAUUGAUGGAGGCUGGACCCUGUGAUUUUAGAAUCUGUUUAAGGGAAGAACAGGCCCUUCCUGCCCACAGUGAGACUGGUUAUGAAGAAAAUUCAGCCAUCAUGUCUUUCCCAUUCAUGGCUUAUUUAUGACAGUUAGCCCUUUUUAAUGAUGCCAUUGUUCACAAAAGUCAGAUUCUUUAAAUAUAUUAAUCUCUUUCUAACCUCUUCUGAAAUCAUUAUAGGGAGAUGACAUAAAAGAUAAUGAACUCACUGCAAAUGAAAAGUUUUAAAAUAAACCACAGUUUGCAAGCAUAUAAAAUUAAAGUGUGAAUAUGAAAAAUUGCAAGUUUUUAAGAAAAAGGUAUUAAUUUGUAUUUUACUUCUUCCUAAUAUUCAACCAUUUUGUAUGAUUCUGCAUUGGUCUUUACAUAGAUUCUAAUUUUAAAAUUUUACACCAUUAUAAAUGAACACAAGGUAGGAAGGAAUUUAGCUUCAGUAACUUAUAUUAAAAGGAAUUUAGAUUCGGAACUAUACUGUUGAUCUGUUAUAUAAAAGAAAAAUAAUCAGCAAGUGUUGAUACUUAACCAAUGUUAUUACUCAUGAUAAGUACUAUUUUCUUAGUUGAACUAAAAAAAUCUUUCUUAAAAUAAGCAAUGACAUUUGGCAUGUGCCUAAAACCUUACAAUGAACUAGCAGUAUUGUUAGUUUAAGUGAUAUUUUUUAGAUUAAGUGUAGAUUUUUUUCACCAAAUUCCAGGCUAACAGUAAGAGGACAUGAAAUUUAGAAGCAAUCUCUGGAUCAAUAAAUAUAAGUGAAUCAUAUAACAGGAAACAAAAUUAAAGAAAAUAAAAUUUGCAAGGGAUGGUUGAAAUAGAUAAAGAGAAUUAAGGAAUACAAACUUCCAGUUAUAAAAUAAAUAGGUCACAGAGAUAGAAAGUACAGCAUAGGGAAUACAGUUAAUAAUAUUGUAAUUACAUUGUACGGUGACUACACUUACCAUGGUGAGAACUGAAUAAUGUAUAGAAUUACUGAAUCAAUAUGCUGUACACCUGGAUUUAAUAUAGCAUUGUAUGUUAAUUGUAAUUCAAUAAAAAAUGGUUUAAAAUUUUUUUUCAAGAAGAAGCUUAAGCAGAUUCAUGGAUGAUAAUUCUGUAAGAGAAUAAGAAGUUUUUUCUUGUUCCUUUAAUUUUAAGGUUCUAUGUUUUUUAUUUGUUGUUACUUCAAAAGACCAAAUGGAAUGAUGCACAUAUACUCAGUAAAUGAGCAUGUAGUCUUUCCUCUUAGAACCUUAAUAAUUAAUAUUAAUCCAUAUUAACAAGGAAAAUUUUGAAAUGGACAAUGAAAGGAUAACAUUUUAUGUGUGAGGAAGAAUAUUAUGCGGUUGAUGAAAAAGUUAAAAUUGACAGCAAAAAAUAUUUUGACUAGCACUCCCAAAGAGUUCAUUGAUUAGAAGAUUUGCUUCGGACCAGUUCUGGACCAAGUAUUCCACAACUGCAUCACAGAUAGCUUGGUUUGUUAUCUAGACCAAGUCAUCCAAUUUACUUUGGAUUUUAGUUUUCUGGUUCGCGAAAUUAGGGAGUUGCACAAAAUGACUUGGGUUUCUUUUGGUGUAUCGUAACCAAAAUGCUGUACUUCUCCUCAAGUGAAGUGAUUGAUGGGACACUGAAGCUUAUAAUUAUGUAAUGAAGUACUUUAUACUGUGAGGGACAUACAUGUGAAUGUAUAGCUAUGACGAAUAAAUUCUAAAUAAGCACACGAUGAAUUCUGCAAAAUGAAUUCUAACAUUAGCAAACGCUUCCUCAGAGUUCUCUCACCUAAUCAUGAACAAUAAAACAUCAUAAACAAUAAAGGCAGAGGUAAAAUCUA
This is a messenger RNA of Nyctereutes procyonoides (raccoon dog), 2929 nucleotides long. It is a transcript of the gene BDH2, whose product is annotated as 3-hydroxybutyrate dehydrogenase 2. Gene Ontology annotation, molecular function: 3-hydroxybutyrate dehydrogenase activity. Gene Ontology annotation, biological process: siderophore biosynthetic process. Bases 370 to 1107 code for a protein of 245 amino acids. The record is from RefSeq and is a predicted model, not a curated record. Gene Ontology annotation, cellular component: cytoplasm. The transcript has 12 exons. Lineage: Eukaryota; Metazoa; Chordata; Mammalia; Carnivora; Canidae.